UAUUAAUUCCGGCCUGACGCGUUAACCAAUUACGCCACCACGACAUUGUGAUUUUUAAAGAAAAUAAAUAUCAUGAUAAAUUAAAAGAACAAGUCAAUAAUAAUUAAUAUAUAUCAUAAUAAAUAAUAAAAAGUAAAUAAAGUAAAAUGGGAAUUGAAGUUGGAAAUAAAGAUCAAGUUAUAUUUGCAACUGGUGGAUAUGAUCAUUCAAUAAAAAUAUGGCAAGCACAUACUGGUGUUUGUCAAAGUACAAUUCAACAUCCUGCAUCUCAAAUAAAUGCACUUGAAAUUGCACCAGAUAAACAUCUAAUUGCUGCUGCUGGUUAUCAAAAUAUUUUUAUGCAUGAUUUAGGAUCAUCAAAUCCAAAUUCUGUUCUUAAUUAUGAAGGUGUAUCAAAAAAUGUUACAAGUUUAGGCUUUCAGGAAGAUGGUAAAUGGAUGUACACUGGUAGUGAAGAUUGUUCAGCAAGAAUAUGGGAUUUACGAGCAAGUUCAUUUCAAUGUCAAAGAAUAUUUCAAGUAUCAGCACCAGUUAAUUGUGUAUCACUUCAUCCAAAUCAAUCAGAAUUAAUUGUUGGUGAUCAAAGUGGUAUUGUUCAUCUUUGGGAUUUACGAUCUGAUCACAAUGAACAAUUGAUACCUGAAGCUGAGGCAUCAAUUCAAGAUAUAUCAAUUGAUUCAGAUGGUACAUAUAUGGCUGCUGUUAAUAAUAAAGGUCAUUGUUAUGUUUGGUCAUUAACUGGUGGUGUUACUGAUGAACCAACAAAAUUAACACCAAGACAUAGAAUAAUUGCACAUAAAAAUUAUGCACUUCGUUGUAAAUUUAGUCCAGAUUCAACAUUAUUAGUUACUACAUCAGCUGAUCAAACAGCAAGAAUUUGGAGAACAACUGAUUUUUCAGAUGUACAAAUUUUACAACAUGAACCAAAACGUUGGGUAUGGGAUGCUGCAUUUAGUGCUGAUUCACAAUAUAUAUUUACUGCUUCUUCUGAUGGUGUUGCACGUUUAUGGAAUGUUGCUAAUGGUCAUGUUGAACGUGAAUAUCAAGGACAUACAAAAGCAAUAACUGCAUUGGCAUUUAGAGAUCAAUUAAUAUCAACAAAUUAAUUAUAUAUUUAUUUAUUAUUUUUAAAUAGGUGUAAGAAUAUUUAUAGGUUUUUUAUUUCUCCUUUUUUUUUUUUUGUUACUCAAACAACAUGUGUAUAUUUUUUUUCAAUUAAAUAUAUAUCAAUUUAUGAUACAAUAAUUUUUUAAAGUUACUUAAGUUUUUUUUUUACAUCACAAAUAAGUAAAUAAUGCUUUUUUUAAAUAUCGAAAUAUAUUUAAGGAUAUAUUUCUUUUUUUUUUUUCGUUUAAUUUAUUAUAUAUAUUAAAUACAAUUUUUUUAAAAUGUAAUUUUAAAAAUACUCAGAAAUGACUAUAAUAUUUAUUAAAAAAUAUUUUUUUCAAACAUAAAAAGAAAAAGUUUUAAGAAAUUUUAAUAGAUAUAUUUUUUUUUUUAAUUCGAGACUUAAAAAACAAUGAUU
Molecule: messenger RNA, 1525 nt
Organism: Aphidius gifuensis
Lineage: Eukaryota; Metazoa; Arthropoda; Insecta; Hymenoptera; Braconidae
Gene: Lst8
Product: target of rapamycin complex subunit lst8
Exons: 7
Coding region: 147-1106 (319 amino acids)
Biological process (GO): TOR signaling; regulation of actin cytoskeleton organization
Cellular component (GO): TORC1 complex; TORC2 complex
Molecular function (GO): protein binding
Source: RefSeq, a predicted model, not a curated record